This is a messenger RNA of Passer domesticus (house sparrow), 1378 nucleotides long. Lineage: Eukaryota; Metazoa; Chordata; Aves; Passeriformes; Passeridae. The record is from the annotation of a RefSeq genome assembly.
AUGCUAAAAAUUAUUAUCCCAACUGCUAUGCUACUACCCCUAGCCAUUCUCUCCCCUUGCAAGCACCUAUGAACCAACACCACCCUGUACAGCUUGCUGAUCGCCGCUACAAGCCUACAAUGACUCACACCCACAUACUACCCGAACAAAGGCCUAACCCCCUGAACCUCCAUCGACCAAAUCUCCUCCCCCCUACUAGUCCUCUCCUGCUGGCUCCUGCCCCUCAUAAUCAUAGCAAGCCAAAACCACCUAGAACAGGAACCCGCCGCCCGCAAGCGAAUCUUCGCAACAACAAUCGUCCUAGCCCAACUAUCCAUCCUCCUAGCCUUCUCAGCCUCAGAACUGAUACUCUUCUACAUUGCAUUCGAGGCCACUCUAAUCCCAACCCUGAUCCUCAUCACACGAUGAGGCAACCAACCAGAACGCCUAAACGCUGGAAUUUACCUACUAUUUUACACACUCGCCAGCUCGCUACCAUUACUAAUCGCCAUUCUCCACCUACAAAACCAAAUUGGCACACUAUACCUCCCAAUACUAAAACUCUCACACCCCACACUAAACGACUCCUGAUCCGGACUAGCCGCAAGCCUAGCCCUACUCCUUGCCUUCAUAGUUAAAGCCCCCCUCUACGGCCUGCACCUAUGACUCCCAAAAGCCCACGUAGAAGCCCCCAUCGCCGGCUCCAUACUACUAGCCGCCCUGCUCCUAAAACUCGGAGGAUACGGAAUCAUGCGAAUUACUAUCCUGGUAAACCCAACAUCAAGCAACCUCCACUACCCAUUCAUCACCCUGGCCCUAUGAGGCGCCCUAAUAACCAGUGCCAUCUGCCUACGACAGAUCGACCUGAAAUCCCUAAUUGCUUACUCAUCUGUAAGCCACAUAGGACUAGUAGUAGCCGCAACCAUAAUCCAAACCCAAUGAGCAUUCUCAGGGGCAAUAAUCCUAAUAAUCUCACAUGGACUAACAUCGUCAAUACUGUUCUGCCUAGCUAACACCAACUACGAACGGACUCACAGCCGAAUCCUCCUACUCACACGAGGACUACAACCGAUACUACCCCUAAUAGCCAUCUGAUGACUUCUAGCCAACCUCACAAAUAUAGCCCUCCCCCCAACAACAAACCUCAUAGCAGAACUAACCAUUGUAAUUGCACUAUUCAACUGAUCCGCUUUCACGAUCAUCCUUACAGGAGCCGCAAUCCUACUCACAGCCUCAUACACCCUAUACAUACUCACAGUGACACAACGAGGUCCCCUCCCAUCACAUAUCACAUCAAUCCAAAACUCCUCCACACGAGAGCACCUCCUUAUAGCCCUACACGCAAUCCCGAUAUUCCUACUCAUCCUCAAGCCUGAACUAAUCUCGGGUACUCCAAUAU